AUGAACUCUUCUCUUCUUACCAGUGAACACAUAGUAGUCAUGAGCAGUAUAUCCGAUCUGAAAUGUGAGGGCGUUAGAAGUCCUUUACAAGUCAGAAUCAUCCGCAACUGGAGGCAUGAUGUUCGUCGGUACGAGACAUGGUACUUAGCUGUUGACAGAUUUUGGCAACGAACUUCCAAUAAACCUAUGGAUGGAAUGCAUUACAGUCCCACAAAAUUCAACCGUGAUGUACUCAUCCCACUGCCCGCCAUUACGGUUGUUGCUGUUACAAAUCUAAAACCUUCUGUUUCUGCUAGUAGUCCACUUGUGCCUUGA
Molecule: messenger RNA, 315 nt
Organism: Lactuca virosa
Lineage: Eukaryota; Viridiplantae; Streptophyta; Magnoliopsida; Asterales; Asteraceae
Source: the annotation of a GenBank genome assembly